Trifolium pratense (red clover) is the source of this 1903-nucleotide messenger RNA. Its product is annotated as phosphoribosylaminoimidazole-succinocarboxamide synthase, chloroplastic-like. Bases 258 to 1466 code for a protein of 402 amino acids. Gene Ontology annotation, biological process: 'de novo' IMP biosynthetic process. Lineage: Eukaryota; Viridiplantae; Streptophyta; Magnoliopsida; Fabales; Fabaceae. The transcript has 13 exons. The record is from RefSeq and is a predicted model, not a curated record. Gene Ontology annotation, cellular component: chloroplast stroma; cytoplasm. Gene Ontology annotation, molecular function: phosphoribosylaminoimidazolesuccinocarboxamide synthase activity.
GCUAAAAUCUGUCAAAAAAAACAUAACAUUCUAAUUUGCUCUAAAAAAACUGUAGUAGUCACGUUCCAAACCAACGUCGACACACUGCCACAGUGCCACCACCGGCCAACUCUUCACCCAACGCCACCACCGCACCGCGCCUCCUAACUCGAUUAAUUGACGGCGUUGUGAGGUUUGAUCACACUUGCUGUUUAAAGACCAUGUUCAUGCUGUGUUGGUGACCAUAAAUUACAACAUAUACCUCUUCCCAGGAAACAAUGAUCGAUUCUAUGGUUUCCUUAAACCCUCCCAAUACCCUCCGUACAAAAAUUCCACUCAACAAUUUCCUCUCCCCAUUAGCGUUUACGUCUACAACCAGAAUCACUUUCAGAUCAAACAACUUCCGAAACUUAACGAUUCUGGCUUCCACAAUGCGAAAAGAAAGCGAACCACAACCUUCUUUUGGAGACACUCUCGUCAACAACACUCGGAAACACCAAGUUCUUGAUGUCGUCACGACUUCCCUCUCUAAUUGCCUCUCUGAAACUAACUUGCAUUUUACAGUUCCUGCUCUCAAAUCGAAAACUCGCGGCAAAGUUCGAGAUAUUUAUGAUAGCGAGGAUUAUCUUGUUUUAGUGACCACUGAUCGCCAGAGUGCCUUCGAUAGGGUUCUUGCUUCCAUUCCCUUCAAAGGCCAGGUUCUUAAUGAAACAAGUUUGUGGUGGUUUGAGAGAACUAAGCACAUAGUUUCUAAUGCAGUUGUGUCGGCUCCAGAUAAAAAUGUUACAAUUGCGAAGAAAUGUUCAGUUUUUCCUGUUGAGUUUGUUGCUAGAGGGUUUGUUACUGGAAGUACCGAUACAUCUUUAUGGACAGUCUACAAUAAAGGCAUCCGUAACUACUGUGGAAAUGUUCUACCAGAUGGGAUGGUUAAAAAUCAAAAGUUGGCUAAAAAUAUACUCACUCCAACUACCAAGGCUGCAGAUCAUGAUGUACCAGUCACUCCAGAUGAGAUUAUAGAAAAGGGACUGAUGACUCAAGCUGAUUAUGAAGAAGCGAGUGAAAAAGCAUUAAGGCUAUUUGAAUAUGGACAGCAAGUGGCCUUGGAACAUGGACUUAUAUUGGUAGAUACCAAGUAUGAAUUUGGGAAGGCAAAUGAUGGAUCAAUUCUGUUGAUUGAUGAGGUUCAUACUCCUGAUUCAAGUAGAUAUUGGAUUGCCAAUUCUUACUUGGAGCACAUUCAAAAUGGUCUUGAGCCUGAAAAUGUUGAUAAGGAGUUCUUGAGGUUGUGGUUCAAAAGUCACUGCAACCCUUAUGAAGAUGAGGUCCUUCCUGAUGCUCCUGAAGAUCUUGUUUGUGAAUUGGCUUGGCGGUACAUUUUCUUAUACGAGACUAUAACAAAAUCGAAGUUUGAGGUGCAAUUGACUGAGGAGCCAAUACAUGACCGAAUAUCUCGAAAUGUUGCUUCUGCACUAGCAUCCUUAAAGUAGCACACAUGAACUAUGUGUUUGGAUUCACUGUUAGAGAAUGGCAGAAUCAUGUUGAGCCACCGCAAUUUUGGCAUUAGAUACACUUUAGAGCUUCAAAAAAAUCAGUGAUACGGUGAUUUUUCACUUUCACCGCUCAUCCAAACAUACAAAUAUGUGAUGUAAUGUUUUCGUCAAAUGAGAUUUUAACCAAAUAAAUGGGAAGGAUUCUGAAAUUCUUCUUGAAAGUAUACAUGCCCUAUUGGGUGUCUUAAAUGCAACAAUGAGUCAGUUUAAGAGUAUGAUUCAAUCUGCAUUUGUUGGUGGAGCCCUUGAAUGGUGUUGCAGGAGUUUCAAACCAAGGUAUAUGAAUGUAAUAUCAACAAAUUAACUUAUAAAAAGAUCCUUUUGGACGAACUUAUUUGAGUUUAUCAUAAUAAAUAUUUCACUUUUUAAAUUCA